AUAGAUUGCAAUGCAAAGUGGAAGAAUGAGUAAUGCAAAUGAAAUGAGAUUAAAAAUUUUAAAAUUUUGCAGGCAUGAUUGAAUUAGGGAAUGGUGUGGGCAGAUAAAAUCUGAAAAGCUUUCCAUAAAUUUUUGAUCACACCAAAUUUAAUGCAAACAUCUAGUCGGUUUUUGGUGUCUCGGCUCUACCAUUCGCAGUCUGUUCUAAAACCUUACUACUGCUGUUCUUCGUCAAUUUCAUACAUUUUUGUGCAGCAUCCCCACACCACAGCUCUCUAUAGCUUCUUGCUGAACCCCACUUUGGCAAAUCAGGCCGAGUCUCGUGGGUUUGUGACUCGCUGCCAUUCUUCUUCCUAUUAUUAUCACAAUCAUCACCGCUACUUAGCUCGUCGAAGUUUUUUCAGGAGGGCUAAACAAGUCAAGAACAUUGAAAUUCAUGAUCAGCACAGUCAAAGAGCAGUCACAACUGCAUUGUGGUGCAACUUUCUCGUCUUCUCUCUUAAAUUCGGGGUCUGGUGGACAACCUCUAGUCAUGUCAUGCUCGCUGAAGUCGUGCAUUCCGUUGCUGAUUUUGCUAACCAGGCGCUCCUAGCUUAUGGGUUGAGUAGCUCAAGGCGCGCUCCAGAUGCUCUUCAUCCGUACGGCUAUUCCAAGGAGAGGUUUGUUUGGUCACUGAUAUCUGCUGUUGGUAUCUUUUGUCUUGGUUGUGGAGCUACAAUUGUUCAUGGAGUUCAGAAUUUGUGGACUGCACACCCCCCUGGAAACAUCCAAUAUGCAGCUCUGGUUAUUGGUGGUUCAUUUGUAAUUGAAGGUGCUUCUCUUCUUGUUGCCAUACAAGCUGUGAAGAAAGGUGCUGCUGCAGAGGGAAUGACAGUGAGGGACUAUGUUUGGCGUGGUCAUGAUCCCACAUCUGUUGCGGUCAUGACUGAGGAUGGUGCUGCAGUAACUGGUCUUGCUAUAGCUGCUGCAUCUUUGGUUGCAGUGAAUGUCACAGGAAAUGCAAUUUAUGAUCCUAUAGGCUCAAUCAUCGUUGGUAACCUGCUUGGUAUGGUGGCUAUAUUUCUUAUCCAGAGGAAUCGGCAUGCUUUGAUUGGUAGAGCAAUGGAUGACAAUGAUAUGGAGAAGGUUCUGCAAUUUUUAAAAAAUGACCCGGUUGUAGAUGCUUUAUAUGAUUGCAAAAGUGAGGUUAUUGGACCUGGGUUCUUUAGAUUUAAAGCAGAAAUUGAUUUUAAUGGAGUCGUGGUUGUGCAGAAUUAUCUAAACAGAACCGGACGUGAAGAAUGGGCCAGACAGUUUCGAGCAGCUGCGAAGGAGAAAGAUGAUGAUACCGCGUUGCUGAAUCUGAUGUCAAAUUACGGUGAGGACGUAGUUACUGCUUUAGGAAGUGAGGUUGACAGGCUUGAGCAGGAGAUACAGGAGCUUGUUCCUGGUAUUCGCCAUGUCGAUAUAGAAGCUCAUAAUCCAAUCCCAUGAUCACAUUCUACUCUACACAGAUCUUUUAAGCUUUCCUCAAUUUGUAUCUUUUGGAAUUUCCCCCCUACUUUAUCGUUUCAUGAUCUUUUUAGGCUCUCUUUUACAUAAUUAUUAUUUUGAUUUUAAUUUUAAUUUUUAUAAUUAAUGAAAUAGUCACUCAAGUCUUCUUUCUUA
Molecule: messenger RNA, 1647 nt
Organism: Mercurialis annua (annual mercury)
Lineage: Eukaryota; Viridiplantae; Streptophyta; Magnoliopsida; Malpighiales; Euphorbiaceae
Product: metal tolerance protein C4
Exons: 13
Coding region: 151-1473 (440 amino acids)
Biological process (GO): zinc ion transport; transmembrane transport
Cellular component (GO): membrane
Molecular function (GO): monoatomic cation transmembrane transporter activity
Source: RefSeq, a predicted model, not a curated record